Molecule: messenger RNA, 3236 nt
Organism: Aedes aegypti (yellow fever mosquito)
Lineage: Eukaryota; Metazoa; Arthropoda; Insecta; Diptera; Culicidae
Gene: Picot
Product: putative inorganic phosphate cotransporter
Exons: 5
Coding region: 708-2345 (545 amino acids)
Biological process (GO): transmembrane transport; monoatomic anion transport
Molecular function (GO): transmembrane transporter activity
Source: RefSeq, a predicted model, not a curated record
CUCGAUCGGCAGCUCGGAAGGUGGUGAUCUCUUCUACUAUCUCCUGGGAAUCCUCUGUGAUACUCGAAUAGCCUUAGUAGUAUUGUGUGUUUUAUUUUUCGGGAUACGUUUGAUAAGAAGAAUAGUGGAUCGUAGUUGGCUUUGGAGACGAUGUCGUCAGCCUAGCGCCGUGUGCCGGACCGUGUUUUUUGCUCCUCGGAGAAAAAUUCGAGCUGAAUGGCAAGAAAAGUGGAAUUAUAAGGGUUAGAGCUUGUGCACACGCCAACGAGAGCAGAAACCGGAAUCGUUUGCACGACACCUCCGUAAUGGUUCAAGUUCAACCACUGUUUCUACGUCGCCGAUAGUGUCUACUGCAUGACCAACUAUUUGUUUUUUGUCCAGUAUUUUCCUCCUGCAGUAUAUGGUUGUAUACGAGUACAUGAAUAUUUUCGUUGGUCAGCUGUGAAUGAAAACCAAGUGUCUUUGCGCGAUAAGACCAUAUAGUAAGAGGAGAAACUACGUUGCUCAGUCGUACGAAAUUCUUGGAGCGAUUCAUAUACCGUCAGUAUCUACAAACCGAGCGAACUACAGUAUCGGAGUAGCCCGUUAGACGAUUUUUUUUUUGAGUGUAUAAAGUGAAGAGAUCUCAGUAGGCACCACCGAAAGUUGUCAAAUAGUGCGUUAAGUUCAAAUCUAGCGAAGAAACAUAAAACAAAAGGAGCAAUAAAAUGCCGCCCCCUGCCAGAACGGAGAAUCGAACCCGCGACGGGCAUGUUCUCGUGUGGGAACAAGCUGGCAUCGCCGAGGAGUACCCCCAGAAGCAACGGCGCUUCGGCACGCGGCACUAUGUCGUGUUCAUGCUGUUCCUCGGAAUGGCCAACGCCUACGUCAUGCGAACCAACAUGUCGGUGGCCAUCGUGGCCAUGGUGAACCAAACCGCGAUCGAGCACGAAGCCGAAGUGUUCGACGACGAGUGUCCCGACACGGACUACGGCGAGCCGGAAGAUCCAGCGGACCGUAAGGAUGGUGAAUUCCUGUGGAGUACCAGCUUACAGGGGUACAUUCUGUCGUCGUUCUUCUACGGAUACGUGAUCACGCAGAUUCCGUUCGGCUUGUUGGCCAAGCGGUACGGCGCCAUGAAGUUCCUCGGGUGGGGAAUGUUGAUCAACUCGGUGUUCGCGUUCUUGGUCCCGAUCGCCGCUCGCCAAGGUGGUGCUCCGUGGUUGAUUGUCAUUCGGUUUAUCCAAGGUCUGGGCGAGGGUCCCAUUGUACCGUGCACGCACGCCAUGCUGGCCAAAUGGAUCCCGCCCAAUGAGCGAUCGCGAGUUGGAUCGAUUGUGUACUCAGGUGCCCAGUUCGGAACGGUCAUUUCGAUGCCGCUGUCCGGCUUGCUAGCUGAUCAUGGGUUCGACGGUGGUUGGCCGUCGAUUUUCUACGUGUUCGGUAUCAUCGGUACGGUGUGGUCCGUUGCAUUCCUGUGGACCUGCCACGAGGACCCGAUUACGCAUCCGACGAUCCACGAGGACGAACGCAAAUACAUCCAGCAGUCGCUGUGGGGCAAGGCCGGCGUCAACAUUCCUCCCAUUCCGUGGAAGUCCAUCUCGCGAUCGUUGCCGUUCUACGCGAUCCUGUUGGCGCAUCUGGGUCAGAACUACGGCUACGAAACGCUGAUGACCGAGCUGCCCACGUACAUGAAGCAGGUUCUGCGAUUCUCGAUCAAGGCGAACGGAACCCUCUCGGCCCUGCCCUACCUGGCCAUGUGGAUCUUCUCGAUCGGAGUCGGCUGGGUGGCCGAUUGGAUGCUGACCUCGGGUCGCUUCACGCACACCCUCACCCGCAAGAUCUCGAACAGCAUCGGUCAGUAUGGGCCGGCGAUUGCGCUCAUCAUCGCUUCCUACACCGGCUGUAACCGGGCGCUGACGGUGGCCAUCCUGACCAUCGGUGUCGGCUUCAACGGUGGCAUCUACGCCGGUUUCAAAAUCAACCAUCUGGACCUGACACCCCGGUAUGCAGGUAUCCUGAUGGCCUUCACCAACUGUUCCGCUAAUCUAGCUGGUCUAUUAGCUCCGAUUGCAGCUGGUAACAUCAUCGAAGGCAAGCCCACCAUUGCUCAGUGGCGAAUCGUGUUCGUGAUUGCAGCGUGCGUGUACAUCUUCACCGCGACGUUCUACAACAUCUUCGCGUCCGGCACGCGGCAACCGUGGGACAAUCCGGAUAACGACGAACCUCAAAAGCCCGUCUCAAUCGAAGCUCCGGCCUACGAGAACGGUCACAGUAAUAUUGCCAACGGCACGACGACGACGAAUGGCACGAAUGGCACGACGACGACGUACCGAGCGAAUAACGCAGCCGAACAGAGGCAGUAACCUUCCUUACGGAACGUCCCAUUGUACGUUCCGCUCUGAUUCUAGGCUGUUGUAGGAUAGGAAUUCCCUCGGUUUAAGAAAGACACUAGGCAAUAACGUUUUCGAUACAGUAACUCACUCCUAGAAGAAAAAGAAGAAGUAAAAACUCACGAUCACGAUUACUCCUGCCUAUCCACCACUAUCACCCACUAUUUCCCCUUCUUACUAUCCUUAUUCGAUGCUUUACUCUAAAUUAACCUCUUAAUUAGGUUACUCUGUUUUGAUAUUCUUGUACAUUUACUUGUUAUCAUAAUUAGCGAGUGAUUUUCUAGAUAAGGUCAUUAACACGAUUACCCGGUUUUGAUUGAUUGUUGAGUGAUGAUGGGUCUGCCUGGAGCAGUGACUGGGCCGAACCGAACAGAAGAAAAGACUUGUACUAGGAAAAUAUUCGAAGAAGAAGAAGAAGCCAACUACCCUCCAUUUCCGGAGGGCGGACACGAUUUUAGAAAGCACGUCAGAUGUUUUAAAUCUUUGAAAAAGAAUUAGAUUACAUAGAUCGUCGUUGACCAUUCAAUUCCACGCAGUGCCACGUAGCGAAAGAAGGUUGUGCCAUGCCCCCCAAAAAGCAUGGAAUCGAAAACUGGUGAUUUAUUUUUUGUCGUUAUAACACAAAACACAACUAGCAAAGCAUAUACAAUUUACUGUAUAGUCAAAUAUAUUAUUAGAGAGGAAAAAAUGAAAGCGAAACAAAACAUCAUAUAUUUUUCUACUUUGUACAUAUUUAAGCGAAUGUCAGCGAGCGCAAUCCAACAUCCGUCAUUCGUUCUCUUUUCGAGAUGAUAAUAAAAACGAUAAUAAUCAAACAAAUACUGGUCGAGAUACACCUCGUGAAGCCAGCUUUGAGAAACAAAA